Aegilops tauschii subsp. strangulata is the source of this 2102-nucleotide messenger RNA. RefSeq names its product mavicyanin-like. The record is from RefSeq and is a predicted model, not a curated record. Gene Ontology annotation, cellular component: plasma membrane. Gene Ontology annotation, molecular function: electron transfer activity. NCBI's taxonomy places the organism in Eukaryota, Viridiplantae, Streptophyta, Magnoliopsida, Poales, Poaceae.
AUUAUUUUAUUUGAGUUGAGAAUACAAUUUUGAUGGUUAACUGCAAAGUAAUACCUCUGGUCAGUAAUAGUUGCUCAUAAUUGAUAAGAAAUAUAUUCAGAAAUGAUAUCGCUAAAUCUCAGUCUCAGUCGAUACUGUAUCAUCCAUGAGAUUUUACGUGGACAUUCGGGUGAAUUUUUCAUUUUUGUUUUGUUUUUUUAAUGUUAUCUGUAUAUAAACGUGGUUCAUCACUUGACUAGGACUUGAUUAGUCUCAAUCGGCUCAGAUCUAGCCACAACCAUUAAUGUGUUUUCCUAAGUCUAGGAUGACUAAUUUUUUGAAAAUAUGUAGAGUGAUUUUUUAGUUGAAAAUGUGGACAAGUUUUAAUAGGAAAAAGUGUAGUGAAUGUACUAUUUGCUAAUUUUCAAAUCCAUUUAAGUAUGUGUUUUGUUAUAGAUGACAUGUUAAAGUGUCCCAUAAUGAAAUUUUACACAUUCAUAAAAUACAUCUAUGUGUGUGUGUGCGCCCGCGUGUGUAUGUGAAAUUGUUUUCAGAAGUUCUUGACACUUCAUAAUAAGUAGAUUUCGUCAAAACAGGGCUAGCUGCAUGGACUGAACACGAAAACAUAUUUCUGUCAUUGUCGUGAAGGAGCUUUAUUUUUAUUUUUUAAAUUUACUUGAAUUUAAUAAUAUAUCACUCAAUAAUUAUUUUACGCAUUGUUAUUUUGCAAUACAUCCACGAUGAUGUAAUGUGGUCCUUUGUUCUGCUUAAUUCAUAGGCUGAAAGCUUCAUUUUGCCAAUUUUAAUCAUGUUAAAUCUCUAAAUAAAUACCAUUUGCCAUCUAAGAUGAAAAUUGUAACCUUUUGUUUUUGAAACUUGAAGCUAGCAUAUUAUUUAGUUGUGCCGUGGGAUUCAGCCAAUUGGGAGCUUGUAAUUUUAGAGGAGAAAGUUUUUUAUUUAUUUAGAGAGGAGAAUUAGGAGUUGAAAUGCGGCUGUAUCAUUCGAUUUACAUCUAGAAGAUUUGUGAAUUGUGAAGAUGGUCUACGUCUUUUUUUUAGGGAAAAGAUGUUCUACGUCUUGUAGGUAGACCGCGUCGAUAUUGGAGCAGACGGCAAUGGCUCCAUGAGGACGCGUGAAAAGGUCAAAGAGCACAGCCCGGUCUUCAGAUGUUCAGUAUGACCAAGUACAUACCAGCUGCCUAGCUUGUGUUCCCACGUAGAACAUUCAAAGUCUGGGCAUAUUUCCACCUACCACACAUGUUUCAUCAACUGACCUGGGUAUAGCCUGUACUGUAUAUAUACCCAGCACAAGCACUUACGGAAGCAAGUCAAGCAACACAAUCUCAGCUUGAGGAUCAACACAGCACCGGGCUUACACUUCCUCUGCUAGCUCUCGUUGCCUUCCUUCAAGUUCCAACUGCAAUGGCUGCCAUGAGACUCAGCCUCCUCAUCAUGGCCGUGAUGGCCGUCCUAAGCACCACGUCGGCGGCAAGCUACAACGUUGGCGAGCCGGGCGGUGCGUGGGACCUCAACACCAACUACGGCACCUGGGCGUCCUCCAGGAAGUUCCAACCCAGCGAUCAGAUCGUCUUCAAGUACUCCCCUCAGGCGCACAACGUCCUUGAGGUUAGCAAGGCCGACUACGACUCGUGCAGCACCGUCAACCCUAUUGCGACCCUCAACUCAGGGAACGACAUCGUCACCCUCACCGCCGUUGGCACCCGCUACUUCAUUUGUGGGUUCCCUGGCCACUGCACUGGUGGCAUGAAGGUCAAGAUCGACGGCGUGCCUGGCUCCUCCUCGCCAUCACCCGCCCCGGCCAGUGGCCCCAAUGCAAGCAACGCUCCUCCAACCACGCCUGUCUCUACCGCCACCUCCGUGAAGGCCACGGGGUUUGGCUUCGCCAUCCUGCUUGCCUUUGUCGGUUUCAUGGCUUGAGUACAUCUGUAUAGCCCCACGCACAUACCUAAUUUAUGUAAAGUCAAAUAAUCAUUCCUAGUAAAUAUAUGUGUGUAUAUUCCACUAAUUGGAUACACGACUUUGAGUUUCUUUUAAUUCAUUUUUGUUGAGAACGAAGAGCCGAGUGAAUCAGCUCCUCUGUUGAGCGACAUGUACUAUGAUUAA